Molecule: messenger RNA, 5582 nt
Organism: Oryzias melastigma (Indian medaka)
Lineage: Eukaryota; Metazoa; Chordata; Actinopteri; Beloniformes; Adrianichthyidae
Product: CXXC-type zinc finger protein 5
Exons: 3
Coding region: 949-2145 (398 amino acids)
Cellular component (GO): nucleus
Molecular function (GO): zinc ion binding; methyl-CpG binding
Source: RefSeq, a predicted model, not a curated record
AUCUCCAUUAAUUCUCUCAAAUGUAUCUUAAAUCCGUUUUCUUAAAUGAUUAAAGCUGAAGAAACGAGGAACUUUUCUGGAAUAAAAUCUGGAAUUUUCUCGUCAAAAUUAACUGUAGACAUAAUUCUUCGACCUCCUCAAGGAAGGACAAAGACAAAGUUCUGGGUUACGUGCACAGACAAUGUAGUCAAUGUUGUUAUCCUAUCUUUAUUGACAAAACGUUUGACGACAGAGCUCCUUCUUCGACACAUAAAAUGGACACUAAAUAUCAGAGUUGCGCCCUCUGGUGGUCAAAUCGACCACAAACAAAAUAUACAUGAAAUCAUUCAAACAAAAUACUCGGCCGUUUAUGGCCCUUACAGAAACUGAAAGUCUGUUCUUGAAAGUAGAUGUUUUCUUCUUAAUAUAGACUGAGUUGAGGUUUCUAAAACCUUAAAGAUCCCCUGGAGACCUUUAGUGCUUUGAUUUAAAGACACAACUGAUGAACCACCGAAGACCAGAAUCAAAAACCUUCUUCUUCUUCCUGAGCUUCUUCUUCUUGUAGGUGUUGCUCUUCAAGAUGCUCCUCCUAAAGGUUGAGGUGCCUCCGCUCUCACACCUGUGUCUCUGGAAGCAAAAGCUCCGCCCCCGACUCAUUGGAUGGUCGGAGGCGGAGCUUUUCCUCUCAGAGAAAGGACUGAAACAACUCUUUUUUACAAUGUUUUGUACAUCUGUGGAUAAAAGACUCCUCAUUGUGUGAAAAACUUUGUGAAAUGCUCUGACUUUCUGGAGGAAAGCUGUUGGUCGGCUGGUGGACCAGAAGGAGGAGCGGCGAUGGGACGUUGACUGACAGGACGUCCUUCUUGACCUUCAUCUGUCUUUUGGUCCACAGAGCGACACGACCUCCGACAGCCAACCGCUUGCUGAGUCCAGGCGUGUGCGUGUGUGUGUGUGUGUGUGUGUGAGGUCAUGUCGGGCAUGACGAGCGGCGUGUGUGUGGAGAGCGACCUCACCUCCAUGCUCCAGAGAAGCUCCGCCCCCUCUCACCAUCACCCCAACCACCACGGUUACGGCGGACAGGGGCAGGUCUCGAGUCUGGCGCCGAUGCUGGAUUACACGACGGAGAUGGACCGCUACCGCUCCUCCAUCGCCAGCUUCUACAAGACCAACGUCAACAUGAACAUGAACGUUGCAAACUUCCCCCAGUCGGCCAAGCUGGCGGCCCGUUUGGCGGCGGCCACUCCCAUUUUCCCCCCCGCCGCGGCCCGCUUGGGCACCAUGGCGACGGGACCUUGGGGUUGUCAUGAGAACAUGAACAUGAACCACCCGGCGGCCAUGUUUUGGGGUCGCCCAAAACCCGUGGCGACUGCGCCCUCUCACCACCACCACCAUCACCAUCCCUCGGCAGCGCCGGGUCACAUGACCUCCACGCACCACAGUUCCACCGUACACCAGGGCAGCGGCGGCGGGUCUGGGGGAGGGGGAAGUGGAGGGGGCAGUGAGGGGGGAGGGGCUGAAAAACACGGACACACCCCCUCACUUCCUGUGACGCAGGGAGCAGCUCACCAUCACCCCAUGGCCCCCAGCAACGGGAACUUCCUCCCCGCCUACAGCGGCGGCGCAGACUGCGGCGUCAUGAACAAGCAGGGACACGCCGAUAUGAUCGGCCUAUCAGAGGGAGGCAGCUGCAAUGGGGGCGGGGUCAUGGGCGGGGGCUUCUUGGGGGGGCUCGGAUUACCUCCAGGUGUCAUCGUCAUGGCGAUGGGUUCAGCAGGAGGCGGGAUUUCAGACGCCAGUAGCGCCUUCCAGAUGACCAGCGGUCAGCGGGCCUUAACAGACUGCCAGCAGCACACUAACUCCUCCCCCUGCCCCUCCUCUUCCUCGCCCUCGUCGUCGGGGGUAACGACAGGAGGCGUGUCGUUGUCGUCAUCGUCGUCGUCGUCAUCGGGGACUGUGGCCAAGAGGAAGAGGAAGCGGUGCGGCGUGUGCGGGCCGUGCAGGCGGCUCAUCAACUGCGGCGUCUGCUCGUCCUGCCGCAACAGGAAGACGGGUCACCAGAUCUGCAAGUUCAGGAAGUGCGAGGAGCUGAAGAAGAAACCGGGAGGCGGCGUGCUGGAGCGGCCACCCUCCGUCCCAACUGGCGAGGCGUUUCGUUGGUUCUUCUAAUCUUUCCUCCAUAUUUGGAGUCAAAAGCUUGAGGGCCAUCGAGAAGACUCUCGCUAAAACGGACCACAACAAAAAGGGCCUGAAUUAAAUUCAGCUAAAACCACCGCAGCUUCAGGAUCCGGACCCGAAGCUUCCGAACAGGAUUUGAUUCUGUACAGAGGACAGAGAAACGCCCAAAAAUCCAACCUCAGCUGGACCAGGGAGCCCGCUGGAGGGAGGAGGAAGACGGGGGGGCAGUCUGGUCAGACAUUUACCUUCAUAUCGACUUAUCCUCAAUCAAUCAGGAAGACUAAAGUUUAGGCUUGAAGCAUGCUGGGAAACAAAAAAACUUAUGGGGCUUCAUCAGCACACUGUUAAACUCAUGAACAAAGUUGGACUUCUUAACCCGCGUCAGAAUUGGAUCAAGAAAGUAUGAUUUGUUGAAUUGGUAAUAUAUUUACACAAAAUAUGAUCAGUGGGCAUUACUAUCGAGUGUUUUUAAUUUUCAUAGCUAAAGUUUAGAAUGUGACUGUAUGAAGGCUCUUUCUGAAUUCACUCACUAUUCACCACUUAGAGCACUACAUGAAGCGUUUGACAUUUCUUUGGAGUCUCCGAAUCUACAAUUCCAGAGUCUUGAAAUUCUCCCAAAAGUCUCUGCAAAAAAGGAAUGUUCAUUGAUGCUCACUGGAUUGGCAAAUAUAGACCACAAUGCAUUGUGCUUGAACAAAAAAUGUUUUAAAUUAAUUUUGUAUAAACCAUCCAUCAGGAAACUAUGGAUCCAUAAACAGUCUUCGUAAAUUGUUCACAUCAUGUAUCCCGUUUGAAAAAAAGAAAACAAGAAAGCCUUAAGGAUGUGUUGACCGGAUUCGGUAGUCCCACGUUAUACAGUCUUUUACGGGUUAGGGACUAGUGAGGGAAUUCAGACACAAUCGAAAUGUCAAUUUGUUUUACUCAGAGAUGUUAGCAUGCUACUUCAACUAGCUGGCAUUAGCCCACUAAGUUAGCUCCAAGUUAGCAACUGUUCCGCUAAUUUGUUUGUUCAUUCAUGAAAAAGCAACCAACCACAUGACCAACAGUCAACGUCCAAACACAUGUCCACAUAACGUUGACCAAAAUCCUCAACCCGGCCAAUACUCCAACAUCACCACAGCAGUGCUUCUUCGGUCAAACCGGCUCCAUCUAAAUACCUAUGCCACCAGUGACAGACUUGCCUUCCUCCUCCUCUUCCUCCUCCCAGCCAACCACAAAGCCCACUGUAGCUAAACCAGGAAGAAUCAGGACUCAACCACAGACGGUUUCCGUUUGAACCAGAACCGCAGACCUCAACGAGGGAUUACAAACUGACCUCAACAGGAAGUGAUCCGAGACUGUUAACGUGGACCGCGACUUCCCCACAUCUGGACUACUACUACCACAUCACUGUUAUCCGUCUCUUCUGUCUACCUCCUCCUCAAGAACUUUUAAGGCACCUUGAUUGACUUUUUGGGCGGUGUUCACGAUGGUCUGACCCAGACUGCUUCUGAACCCUCUCCAUCUGAUCUCACUCGUGUGGAAUCUGGUUUCUGCUGUUGGUAGACUUCAUGAAGACUUUGAUUUCUCUGGAUUUCCAUGGAAAGUUCUCAGGGCUCAGUCACACCUCUGAUUUUAAACCAUGCAAAUCCGGCUUCAUCAGUGUUUUUGAAGUUUUGUUUUUUUUUACAAAAUGAUAAAUGAACAUCGCACUCAUCUCAGUUUGGUCAUGUGACUCCCUGAUCGGCACCUCACAGAGAGUUCAGAAGCAGUGUCCCAGUUCUUGUAUCAGUGCAUGUUCUACCACGCGGUGACCAGCAGGAGCCUCCAGCUGUGGUUGGAGGUCAGCAUGGAAACCUACAGGGAACCUCUGGAUCCCCGAGUUGAACUCUGGGGAAAAGAGGAACCAAACUAAACCCAAGAACAUUCCACAUUUCAACCAAGUCUUUUCCAACAUGUCUGCUGGUCAACUUUAACUUCAAAAAUACAAAUUUUCGCAGAGUGCACCGGUACCCUAACCUGCCACUGGUUCAGGUCCAGUACUGCGUCCUGUGCUGGGUUAGGAUUAGGGUAAUGGGUUCGGAUGCAGGUACCGGACGCGUCAUGAGGACCAAUCUGCACCCCAAGGAUUGAGCUUGAUUUUAAGAACAGGAAUGGAAAGGUGAUUCACCGAAGCCAGACCCUCAAGAGAUGCAUUUAAGUUAUUCAAAAUCAUUUCCAUGAAAGCAGAACAUAAUUGUUAACAGUAUUAACAGUAUUAAGAUAUUUAAUCUUAACAGUAUUAAGAUUUACAGACAAACCAGAAUUGUCAAUUUGGAAUUGCAAAUCAUAAUUUUUUGACGUGUUGGCUGUUCCCAUUAAAUCACGGGACCCCAACCUCUAAUUUGGAAUUGCAAAUUCCAAAUUGAUGGAAAAUACAAAUGUAUUUUUUUCUCCUAUCUUCAUAAGUUAAGAGAGGUGUUAACCCAUUAGCACCGGAACUUUAGCUCCAGUGUUUACAUCCUUUGGACUACCGAAACUCUUUGUUUACUCGAUCAACGUAAAUCAACUGAUACUGAUGCAGAGAAAAUCGACUUGUGGCCGACUUGUUGGUAGAUUGACUGGUUUCUUUGUAUCGAAUCCAGUGGAAUGCUAAUGCUAACUGCAUAAAUGCUAAUGGUGUAAAUGCUAAUUGCAUAAAUGGUCAAAGAGUUUUGAUUGUUCAAAGAGCAUGUGUUGUUUAUGUGUUAAAUGGUUAAAGGCCCUUCUCAUGGACGCUGGUUGAUGAUGAACCAAUGAAAACCGUGGAUACUACAAUCUAUUGUAUGGUACGCCCAGACAUGAAGGGUCACAGUCCGAGUGAGAAGUGAUACCAGGUGAACUUGGCCUAGUCCCACAAAUGUUCAGGUCAUAAACCAUGUUGACCUUUACUUUGAUUUGCUAAAGUUCUUUGCAGAUGAUACAAUUAUCUAACCAGGGCUGGAAAUGCUUGCCUGAACAGAACCGUUCUGAUCUGAACGUGAUGAAGCAGCUUAGAAACACUAAGAAAAACAACAAUGAUGAUGUUGUCAAUGAAGACAAGUGUCCAAAAUGUGGUUAUUCUUUUAGAGGUCGAUGAUGGUCCUUUGAUACUCGGUCAAUAGAUGUUGAUGAAGAAGAUGAAGGAUGCUCUCAGGUCCAUCAGCUGAUUGAACUAUUUUGACUCCACGCAUCCUCUGAGGUGAAGUUUCCUGCAGACAUGUUGGAAAUGUGUUUUUACAUUGACCGAUGUUUUUAUUUCGAGCGUCACGAGGAAAAUGUCGCCCCGCUUCCUUCCAGGAGCUGAAAACCCCGACGCCCCCUUCCUCCGAGGGCGAGGAGGAGCGGGAGGAGGAAGGGGACGUUUGCGUUGUGUGUCUGUCCGCCUCCUCGUGUAAUCUGUCUCUGUGACCUCUUCAUGUGCUGAAUUAUAAUAAAGCAUUUCAAAGGCG